AGCGUUCAGUUUGUCCUCUCAGGCUUGCCGUAGUGUUGUGAUCCAUUUAGCGCGCAGUUUAACAUCAACCGGAAUCGAGCUAGAACAACAGUGCAAAUAUAAACCUUCUAUGGAACUAACCUGUCACCUGAAUUGAACGCACUAACUCACUGAUAAUACUUAUAUAUUAAAUCCAUGGCUUACAUAUCUGUGAUGUAGUAAUGAGCUCCUUGGCUGUGAGUGAAGCAGACAGAGCUCCGGGCUGUUUCUGGGUAACUAGGGCUCGUUAGCGGUACAUGCUAGCAACACGUCUCAGCAUAACAGUCAAGCAGAGGAAACGACAAUGAGAAGGAGUCUGGCUCCCAGUCAGGUUGCUAAACGCAAGCAAGGAGAUUCAUGUGACGAUGAGGAAUGGACAUGUAACACUGACAAAAAAAAAAAAACCGAUAAUGAGAGGAGAGAAAGCCACAUUUCUCCAUUCAGAAAGCCUCUGACACAGCUGAACAAACUGCCUGAAUGUUUGGAUGGUGACAAGCAUGAGGCAUUUAUUCGAAGUAUCCUCUCCAAGCCAUUUAAAAUUCCUAUUCAAAAUUACACAGGCGCGCUGGGAAUCAGGGCACUUGGUCUAAAGCGCGCAGGAGUAAGGAAAGCUCUUCACGAUCCCUUCGCAGAAGACGCUUUGGUUCUUUAUGAACCCCCGAUUCUGAGCGCUCAUGACCUGAUCAAAGCUGACAAAGAUAAACUACAAAUCCAUGUUGUUGUGGAUCCAGUUUUAGGAAAAGUACUCAGACCCCAUCAGAGAGAGGGGGUGAAGUUCCUGUGGGAGUGUGUGACGGGAAGGCGUAUCCCCGGGUCGUACGGCUGCAUCAUGGCAGAUGAGAUGGGCCUGGGGAAGACGUUGCAGUGUAUCAGCCUCAUGUGGACCAUGCUGCGCCAAAGCCCUGAUGUAAAGCCCGAGAUAGACAAGGUCAUUGUGGUUUCACCGUCCAGUCUCGUACGUAACUGGUACAAUGAAAUAGCAAAGUGGCUGGGCGGACGCCUCUCACCAGUGGCCAUCGACGGAGGUUCAAAGGAGGAGAUCGAUAGAAAACUAGUGAACUUUGUCUCUCAACAUGGUUUGAGAGUAGCCACCCCGAUCCUGAUUAUUUCCUACGAGACAUUCCGCCUGCACACCGCGGUUCUGCACAAGGGAAAAGUUGGACUUGUCAUCUGUGACGAGGGUCAUCGGCUGAAGAACUCUGACAACCAGACCUACCAGGCGCUGAAUGCCAUGAGUGCCCAGCGGAGGGUGCUGAUAUCAGGCACCCCAAUCCAGAACGACCUACUGGAGUACUUCAGCUUGGUCCACUUUGUAAAUGCUGGGAUCCUAGGUACAGCCCAGGAGUUUAAAAAGAGAUUUGAGCUUCCCAUCCUCAGGGGUCGAGAUGCAGAAGCCAGUGAUAAAGACAGACAGAUUGGAGAGGAAAGGCUCAAGGAGCUGAUCAGCAUCGUCAACAGAUGCUUGAUCAGGAGAACAUCUGACAUCUUGUCUAAAUAUCUUCCUGUGAAAAUUGAGCAGGUUGUGUGUUGCAGGCUGACUCCUUUGCAGUCAGAACUCUACAAGCGUUUCCUGAAACAGGCAAAGCCCAUUGAGACAUUACAGCAGGGCAAAACAAGUGUCUCCUCCCUGUCUUCCAUCACCACACUUAAGAAACUGUGCAAUCACCCAGCUCUGAUCUAUGAGAAGUGUCUGCAGAGGGAUGAGGGCUUUGAAGGGGCGCUGGAACUCUUUCCCUCUGGCUACUCCGCUAAAGCUGUGGAGCCUCAGCUCUCUGGGAAAAUGCUGGUUCUUGAUUACAUUCUGGCAAUGACAAGGUCUACAACUAGUGACAAGGUGGUGCUCGUUUCCAACUACACUCAAACACUGGACCUCUUCGAGAAGCUCUGCAGAUCUAGAAGAUACCUCUAUGUGCGACUGGAUGGAACAAUGUCCAUCAAGAAAAGGGCGAAAGUUGUGGAAAAAUUCAACACUCCGUCUAAUCCAGAGUUCAUCUUCAUGCUGAGCAGCAAGGCUGGAGGAUGUGGCCUGAAUCUGAUUGGUGCUAAUCGCUUGGUUAUGUUUGAUCCUGACUGGAAUCCAGCCAAUGAUGAGCAGGCGAUGGCGCGGGUGUGGAGAGACGGCCAGAAGAAGACCUGCUAUAUCUACAGACUGCUCUCCACGGGGACGAUUGAGGAGAAGAUCCUUCAGAGGCAGGCACAUAAGAAGGCCCUGAGCAGCUGUGUGGUGGACGAGGAGCAGGACGUGGAGCGCCACUUCUCUCUGGGCGAGCUCCGAGAACUCUUCCAUCUGAACGAGGAGACCAUCAGUGACACACAUGACAGGUUUCGCUGUCGCCGCUGUGUGAACGGCAGGGAGGUCCGGCCUCCUGCAGAGGCCUCCGACUGCACCAGUGACCUCUCCCAGUGGAGCCACUGCUCCGACAAGAAGGGCCUGAGGGACCAGGUGUUGAAAGCCUCCUGGGACGCUGCCGUCUCAUUUGUCUUCCACCAGCGCUCUCAUGAGGACCAGAAGGGCGUAGUAUAGCAGGAGGGACUAAACAGACUUUGUCAAAAGACUACAUGUACCGUUUGUCCUGAUAUUUAUUUGUUAUUCUGUUUUUUUAAAUGAAAGAGAGGAGCAGGAUUGGUUAUCUUUCCGUUGUGAAUCCAGUAACUUAUGCACAUAAACAACUACACUUACUGGAUUUGAACACAUUUUAAUAGCACAUGCACACAAACCAGUACGUUUUAGUACUUCAUGCAGGCGACUAGUGCCGAUAUAAGUCGGUGCAUGAUUGUGUGUGUGUCUCUCUAUACGAGUGCCGCUUCAUUUACCAUCAUCAGUGUCUUCAAUGUAGAGUCGCUGUACACGGGUACAAGUGGAAGGUUAUACAAAAUAUAAUAAAUGUUUGUCAAAUACAA
Messenger RNA from Gymnodraco acuticeps, 2919 nucleotides. RefSeq names its product RAD54 like (gene rad54l). Gene Ontology annotation, molecular function: hydrolase activity, acting on acid anhydrides; ATP binding; ATP-dependent chromatin remodeler activity. Gene Ontology annotation, cellular component: nucleus. Lineage: Eukaryota; Metazoa; Chordata; Actinopteri; Perciformes; Bathydraconidae. Gene Ontology annotation, biological process: double-strand break repair via synthesis-dependent strand annealing; reciprocal meiotic recombination. The record is from RefSeq and is a predicted model, not a curated record.